Molecule: messenger RNA, 2652 nt
Organism: Mesorhabditis belari
Lineage: Eukaryota; Metazoa; Nematoda; Chromadorea; Rhabditida; Rhabditidae
Source: the annotation of a GenBank genome assembly
AUGUUGUCGACUUUGAAGGCUCUUUGGGAGAAUGGGGAGAAAAACGACGCUGCUCAAGAAUCGCUACUUCAGUUCGCACUGAUGUCACUUCGCGCACUAUGCAUCCAGAAAGCCGAUCCGGAGGCCGAAAAAUCGAUGGGCAUCAAGAUUGUGCAACUACUUCUGCACGAUUUGAAAUUUCAAGCAAUCAACAACCACGAUGAUCUUUAUAGAAUAUACGAAAUAAUUUUUGAGAGAGGUCAAACUAUGCCGCUGAGCGAGUACUACAGGAGGGCGUACGAAGAAGGCAUGCUCCGACGCAACAAGAAGUUCUACAUUGGUUGGAUCAACGCGUGCAAUGCCGAAGAAAACCUAAAGAUAAAACGAGAAGCAAUCGCCAAGGCUCGAGAGAACAUUCCGGACAUUGACAAAGACCAGACAUUCAGCGCACUUGCAAAUGUCUCCGAAUUGGACAACACAUGUGCUAUAUUCAAACGACGCUCAACAGUUGCCGCCCUGAGAGCUCGAAAAAUUCCAAAUGUUAUUAUAACCGGCCAACGACAGAAGAUGAUGGUACCAGAAGCUGUCCUCAACGGAAAUUCAAACGAGGAAUUGCUUGUUGCCAAGCUUUCGGAUCUCUACAGGGACGACGACAUGGACAUUAGCGUUAUCGAAGAUGCUGAACCAAUUGGCGCUUUGAUGAACUCGAAGAAGAUUAAUGUGGAGAUGUCAAAGUUGCCUCGUCCGUCACUUUGCUUUGCUCAAACCAACCCAACAAUCAACGACUUGUCGCCAAUCGUCGAAGAUCAGGAUCAUGAGAAUUCUACAAACGGCUGCCCAAAGGCACCACGUUUAGUUACGGCAAGACCUUUAACUGAGGACCCUUCUCCAGCUCGUGCACCAUCAGGCUCAAAGAAGAAUCGCGUCGAACCCGAACCGGAAAUUGCAUAUGGAAGCCAAUCGCCGGGACUCUCUUUCACCACGAAGAUCACGCGAGAGGCGCAAAACAUCUUCUCGGAAACGGUCACCUUCCAAGGCUCGCGAGGAAAAGAACUUGACUUUGACGCUGAACAAAAGGUGGUCGAACCGACCGAAAAUGCUCAAUUUGAGGUAUUCUGUGAUCAAGAAAAGACGUACGUAGAGCCAGCCCCAGUAAAGAACGAGCAACCGGUCGAUCAUCGGAAGCCUUUCGCUCAGUUAAACCCUGCGGCCAACAUGACGUUCGAUAUAAAUGAGCCGACCGUUGCCGGAACUUGGAAAAUGGGCUCAACCGGCCAGAAAAUCUUCACUUCGUCACCGUUGCUCGCAAAGAAUCAGCACUUGUCGGACACGAUGUUUCUCGAGUUGGCGUUAAAUGCAAGUAAAGAAAAGCCCGAGGAGCAACUCGAUGAUGCAACCAAAGUUUUGGCUCACUUAUCGGCUGAACAAGAUUUUGACGAAGAAGCGAAAGAUAAAUGGCCAGGCAUGACAAUGGGCGCCUCUACUUUUGCGAAACGCCGCUCAUUCUUCACCGGACGGAGCUCGCUGAAAGGCACCGCUGCGAUGCCUGCCGCUCCUACAAAACAAGAAGUUCGGAUUGUGAAUACGGAUGAGGUUUCGCCGAUGGUUGAUCUCGACUCGACUGGAAUUGGAUUGCCAGAGCAAAAUGUAACGUCGCAGUUGAACCCAUGGUCGCCAGAGUUGCGGAACUCAAUCAUGGCAAAUUUUCAAGAGAUGAAUGUUCAUGAUAUUGCGGAGACUUGCUCGCAGCUGCGAGUCGGAAGCCUCCUGAAAGUGAGUGGAGAAGAAUUCGCUGUGGAUGGACUAUUGGGUGAAGGCGGAUUUGCAAAGGUCUACCGAGCUCGCAAUGAGGAAGGAUUGGCAGUGGCAUUGAAGUACGAAGUUCCAUCGUGUGCCUGGGAAGCCUACAUUUUGCAAGCGGUUCACAAUCGCAUUUCGACGGAGAUAGGUCCCGCCAUCAUGAAAAUCGACGACAUGUACAUCUUCCGGAACGCAUCUCUGAUUGUCAACGAGUAUCUGUCGAUGGGCAACAUGCUGCAAUGCAUUAACAACGUGGCCGGCGAAGUUUCCUACAGUGUUGUGCUCCAUCUCUUCAUUCAACUCGCACGAAUCUUGAAAGAAGUUCACGCUGCCAGAAUCAUCCAUGGAGAUGUGAAGCCAGACAAUGUGAUGUUCAUUGGAAAAUUGCCCGAAGGGUUGUCUCUACACGCCGACGACUUGCUUUCUGCAGAGCCUAUCAUACGUCUCAUCGAUUGGGGCCGAGCAAUUGAUCUCUCUUCCCUGCCGAAUGGAGCUUCCUUCCGUGGUCGCGCCGGAACACAAUGCUUCGAUUGUCCUGAAAUGCUGAAUGAUCGUCCUUGGACUUAUCAAACGGAUUACUUCUCCUUCGCCGCAUCUCUUCAUGUAGGAAUCUUCAAGACGUACGGAAAGGUUGUCGAGGAUACGAAUGGUUUCAUGUUUGAGAAACCACUUCCAAGGCGCCGACCAGAAGCUCCGUACAUUCGUGAAGUCAUCUUUCAAAUGCUCAAUAUUCCAUCGUGCGAAGCCAUUCCCUCAUGGGACAACAUUAUCGAGAAAUUGACUACCGCUUUCAAAUUGACUUUCCGUUCGACACAAUGGGCUGAAGAAGCAAAACGCUACAACGCGGCCAUUGUCAAUUUUAAACCUGGAUGC